AGUGUUUAAGCGACCGGGGAAUCGUAAACAAGUCGACUAACAGCUGGAAGAAGCAGAUUGAUUCUUUAGUGUUAUUGAGCCUCUAGAAUGGGAAAUGCGGAUACCAAACUACAUUUCCGAAAGGCUGUUGUGCAGCUUACAACGAAAACCCAGCCAAUUGAUGCAACAGACGACUCAUUUUGGGAGCAGUUCUGGGGGGAGCAUGUGACUUCAGUGCAGGAUGUUUUUGCACUGAUACCUGCGGCAGAGAUUCGGUCCCUAAGAGAAGAAGCACCUUCUAAUUUAGCAACACUAUGUUACAAAGCGGUUGAGAAGCUUGUUAAUGCAGCAGAUACAGGAUGUUCAACACAGCAGGAACAACAGAUAGUGCUGAAUGCUGUGCGGAUAUUGACAAGGGUGAUCCCCUAUAUCUUCGAGGACCCAGACUGGAGGGGCUUCUUUUGGUCAAGUCUUCCAGCUGGAGAGGAAGAUGGCCACGGAGAGUCGAUGCCUUUAGCUCACAGCCUCAUUCAUGCCCUAUGUGAUUUGCUGUUCUGCCCUGAUUUCACAGUUACAACAAAUAAGAAGUCUGGACCGGACAAACAUGAAGAUCUUCAGAGUAUUGACAGUUGUGAGUUCAUCUGGGAGGCUGGUGUGGGGUUUGCUCAUUCUCCCCCUCAUGUGCCAAAUCAAGACUUGAACCGAACUGAGAUCCUCAAACUCAUCCUCACAUGCUUCAGUCAGAGCAUUUAUCAGCCUUCUUCAGAUGGCACAGAGUCUCCAAAUCGCUGGAUCGCAGUGUUCACCUCAGCUGACAAUCGCCAUGCCUUACCUCUUUUCACGUCCUUGCUUAACAUUGUCUGCGGUUAUGAUCCAGUUGGAUUUGGUGUCCCCUAUAACCACUUGCUGUUCUCUGACACCCGAGAACCACUUGUGGAGGUGGCCCUACAGAUUCUCAUUACAACUUUAGAUCAUGAUGUAACUGCUGCUUUGUCGGAGAUGGAGGAGGCAACGGUCCCAGAUAAUCUCUUCAUUAAUUACCUGAGUCGCAUUCAUCGUGAGGAAGAUUUCUCAUUUGUCCUGCGUGGUUUCACAAGGCUCCUGAACAACCCGCUUCAGCAAACAUAUCUUCCACAUUCCACAAAGAAAGUCAACUUCCACCAAGAGCUGCUGGUUUUCUUCUGGAAGUUCUGUGAUUAUAAUAAGAAAUUCCUUUUCUACGUACUAAAAAGCAGUGAUGUCCUAGAUAUUCUGGUUCCCAUACUAUAUCACCUCAAUGAUGCACGAGCAGACCAGUCUAGAGUGGGCCUGAUGCACAUUGGUGUAUUUAUUCUCCUCCUGCUUAGUGGAGAAAGAAACUUUGGUGUUCGCCUUAACAAACCUUAUACAGCAUCUAUGCCCAUGGAUAUACCAGUGUUUACAGGUACUCAUGCAGACCUUAUGAUCAUCGUCUUUCACAAGAUUAUAACGACUGGCCAUCAACGUCUCCAGCCCCUCUUUGACUGUCUUCUGACCAUCCUAGUUAAUGUGUCACCAUACAUCAAGACAAUGUCAAUGGUGGCUGCCAAUAAGUUACUGCAUCUCCUGGAGGCUUUUUCUACCCCUUGGUUCCUCUUUUCUGCACCACAUCAUCACCAUCUGGUCUUCUUCCUUCUGGAAACAUUCAACAACAUUAUCCAGUAUCAGUUUGAUGGUAACAGCAACCUGGUCUACACAAUCAUUAGGAAACGGCAGGUAUUCCACUCCCUAGCAAACCUUCCAACGGACUGUGGUAGCAUUAACAAAUCCCUCAAUAAGCGAGGGAAGAGACCACUUGUCCGACAGCACUCCUCAAAGUCCCAUCAUGGCAGCCAGACUAUGGAAGGAGCACAGCCUGCACAGCCAGCUCAGCCUGGUACCAAGACUGCCACCCUUGCAGCUAUGCCAGGAUUAGAGAAAAUGACAGAGAAAGAAUCAGCUCACCCAACCACACAGCAGCUAAACGAACUCACAACCUCGGCCACUGUUAAUGGGGAUUUGGUAGGGCCCGUGUCACCCACAUCUCUUGUAGCUCCGGCAGCGAUCGGAGAAACCAUUCCCCAGGAUGUGAGUGAUACAACUUCUUCCAUUCCAAAAGGCACAAGUAUUCAGCCACCAACAGAAGACCACAACUUGCCAGCUGUAGAUGAGCUCAAGAUUUCUGACAAGGAGGAGAGUGAGGUGGAAGGGGAGGAGAGUCUGUGCAGAUGGCCGGGGGAGGUUGAGGAGAUGGAAGGGGACAAUAAAACUCUCCUCCUGACCGAUCUCCAGCCGGCUCCCCUCAGCCUCACGACAUCUAUGCCCAACCGACCUGAGAGUCCUGCACUAUCACUGAAGUCAGCUCUGUCUGACUCUUCUGGUCCCAGCACCAUGUCAGUGCCACAAUCAGAAUCUGCAGGCUCAGCAUUAGGAGGCUCGGCACAGCAAUGGCAGCCCAGCUCUGGCUGGGUGCUCAGCUGGAAGAAUAAGCUCCCCCUGCAGACCAUUAUGCGGUUGCUGCAAGUGCUUGUUCCACAAGUGGAGAAGAUCUGCAUUGAUAAGGGAUUAACAGACGAAAGUGAGAUCCUGCGUUUCCUGCAGCACGGAACUCUAGUAGGACUGCUGCCAGUUCCUCAUCCCAUUUUGAUUCGCAAAUACCAGGCCAAUGCUGGUACUGCUACCUGGUUCCGUACUUACAUGUGGGGCAUCAUUUAUCUAAGAAAUGUUGAUCCUCCAAUAUGGUACGACACAGACGUGAAGCUGUUUGAAAUUCAGCGGAUAUAAAGCAUCUUUAAUGUGGUCAACAAAGAAAAUAGAUUUGUCUUGAGAAGGUACUGGAUUGUGCUGAAUCUCAUGACGAAACCAAGUAAUGGGUGUUUUGAUUUAUUAUAUUCACUACUGUGUAAGAGUUUCAAGAUUGUUAUUAUUUUCAAGAAAAUUGAUGUGGUGGGUAAUGCAGUAUAUGGAGCUUGUUUUUCUUAUUUAUCUGAUUCAUAUAUAAUUGAGCUUUGACAGUUAUUUGAUGUGUUUUUUCCAUUUCUCUUUUAGUCAUGAAUUUAAGCUUGGUUGCAUUAUCUCUUUUAUUUUGUAAAGGAAUGUAGGAGGCCAGACAUUUUGAAAAACAAUGCAUUUCUUUUUGAGUGAGAUGUUCCAGUGUGCUGAAGCUAAGCGCUAGAUAUUUGUAGUAAAAGUGUCAGGUGGUGGUAUUAGUAGUCAUAGAAUCCCAGCAUGUAUUGUGUUUGAUGUUUUGGGUGUCAAGACUUGAAUGUGAUAUACCGGAAUAAAAAAGAAGAAAAAAAAAGGAGAAUUGCUGCUAAUAUAUUUCUUACUUUGCUGCCAAAAUUGUCAUGAUGGGAAAUAUUAUGCUUUUGAAGUCUCAUGCUAUAUGAGAAGAAACUGAUAUCAUCAUUCAUUUCAUGUAUUUUUUUCAGAUUUAAAAAAUUUAUAUUUCUUUAUUAAGGCCAAAAAAUUUUUAAUUGGCCAUUUACACGGCCUCAGGGCUCCGAGGCUCUAGGGAAAGCAACAAACUGCAUUUGAAUCGCAUGAAAAUAACAAGAGUUAGGAUGUACCAGGACAAAAUCAUAGUCAUAAAGUCCUAGCAUGGCGGUUCAAUUUUGAGAAUUUUAAAUGCAUAUGAAUUUUGUACAUGGAUUCAAGAAUUACCAAAGUAGAGGAAUUUUUUCCUAUGCUCCACACAGGGUGUGGGGAAGUGGGAGAUGGUCACUGGGUGUCUGUAAUUUUUGAGGAGGAUCAUAUGUAUGUAAUCACAUGCACAUAAAGUUAAAAAAAAGUUAAUCAUCUUCAUUUAGUAGGCCUACAUCGACUUUUAUAUGUAAAGGAAUGAAAUAUAUUAGUUAUAUCUAUCAAACUGUUUUCUUUGAUAAUGGUCAAUAUUAACCGGUUGCAACGAGAAAUGAGUGUAGAUUUGGUAUUUAGUCAUUUGCGUAUUUGUGGUACCUAAGACCUACGGUAAUGUCUAAACGUAAUAUUUUUUAUCGCAAACACACGAAACGGAUGUGUUAGCUUUUUCAAAUCUAGACAAAGACUGGGGACACAAAUGAGCUCAAAAUUCUAUAUAGUUUUUAUUUCAGAGUGGAUAUUACUGUGUACUAUCAUUUUCAGUAUGAAAUAAUAUGUAUCUCGCUUAUAUAUCUGAAGUUAAAAAAUCCAACUUCAUAUUGAAUUUUCCUUUACAGCAGAAAUGGCCAAUUUCAAAUCAAUGCUGUGAUGUACCGACCAUUGAGCGAAAUCUAAUGGAAAUAUUUCAGUCCUUACUUAUACAACUAUUUCGAAACAUAGUGCUCCAUACUUGGUAUACAUACAGAUAAUUUCAUAAGCUACAACAUAUUACCAGAGAGCCUUGAUGGAAGGAUAUUUCAUGUGUAAAAGGACACAAAACUUACUUUUUUCUGAUAUAUUUCACAAAACAUUUCAUCAUGAAUUACUUAUAUAAUUUUUUUGUUAUUGGUAUAAAAGUGUUCUUUGAACAUUUAUGAACUCAUAUCUAUGUGCAGUGUCAUUAUCAAAUGCUGUAUGCAUGAUUGCAACAAGCAAAAGUCCACAUAGAAAUACCUGGGUGCACAUUAGCCAUGUACCUACGCACAUGUUACUGGGUCUCACGUGCACCAUCCGAGAACUAACCAUAGCUGAGGUUUAAUACUCGUUUGGUAGUUUCCUCAUCCAUGUACCUAUACUGUACGCUAGCUAACUCAAUUUGACCCAAAAAUUUUCAUACUCUUGGGACGGUCCCCUUAAGUUUCACUUCAUAGACUGAUCUCUGAGUCACCUCAUGCAGCUAAGCUUUCAGUCUGGUUGCAUUACAAUUAUGCUUCCACAUGGUAAGCACACUCGGGCAGGCUUUAAGAUAUUUUAGUGAUAUUAUAACUGCAUAAUAGUAUUUUAAGAAUUUAUGUGAAGUUAAAAAAUUAUAGAUCCUAAUUGCCAGUGGAAAAAAGGAUUAUGCUUGAAGCCUGCUUUCCUUGGAUAGUGAGGCCAGGCCUGUGAAAAGGAUAUUCCUCCCCUCCUUUCUCUCUCCCUCUCCCCGCUCUCUCUCUCCUCUCCUCUCCCUCUCUCUCUCCUCUUUC
Messenger RNA from Penaeus vannamei (Pacific white shrimp), 5060 nucleotides. Lineage: Eukaryota; Metazoa; Arthropoda; Malacostraca; Decapoda; Penaeidae. The record is from RefSeq and is a predicted model, not a curated record.